This is a messenger RNA of Musa acuminata subsp. malaccensis (wild Malaysian banana), 786 nucleotides long. The record is from RefSeq and is a predicted model, not a curated record. Lineage: Eukaryota; Viridiplantae; Streptophyta; Magnoliopsida; Zingiberales; Musaceae.
AUGGCAAAUUGGCCAGAGCUCACGAAAGACGUCUUGGGUAUGAUUCAUGGUGAACUCUCGAUUUGUGAUUACGUACGUUUCAGAGCCGUUUGUAAACAUUGGAACUUGGUCAACAAGUUCGAGGACCAUCGGCGUCUAAGGCCACAAGCCCCGUGGCUCAUGUUGUCCGGUGAUGACAAUUCCACGGCCAAGUUCUUCUCUAUUGUCGAGAAAAAAAUUUAUAAGAUUCAAUGCCCGGAACCUAUGAUCGGUAAAAGGAUCUAUGUCGGUUCUUGUCAUGGUUGGCUGGUCACUUUGGAUGGACGCUGCAACAUGCACCUUUUGAAUCCACUCACUGGGGCUCAAAUCCCACUCCCUUCGGUGCUAACCUUACCCUUUAUCAGAGGCAUUUAUAAUUUAGAAGACCAAAUCACCAACUUCAAAGUGGAACAAGAUCAUAACCAGUACUCUUUCUGGCUCAAGUUCAUCCACAAGGUCGUCCUCUCUAAAGCUCCUGAUGCAGACAAUGACUUCACCAUCAUGAUGAUCUAUAGCCAUUGGUGUAAGCUAGCCUUUGCCCGAGCUGGGGACAAGGCUUGGACACCUAUAAGCUCGCCUUAUUAUUACUCCGACAUAAUUUAUCGCAACGCCAAAUUCUACACUAUCAAUUUUCACCAGGUGGUUGAGACAUGGGAGCCCGAUGAACUUGCCUUUAAGCAUAUCAUCUUCAUCUCAGACUUAUCUUCAUAUUGUUUGCUCAGGGGAAUAUAUUACUUGGUUGAGUCACUAGACAGUAAUUUGAUGCUG